UUUGUGUUGCCGUCCUGACGGGUCAGAGCGUCGCAUGCAUGCGCUAGGACCGAUAGAAUUCGUCCGCAGUGGCUGCACGCUGCAGACUGCAGGCCUGAUCAAGGAAUGAAAAGCAAAUAGCAAACGGCUGAAUGCGCAUGCGCCGCGGACGCCUCAAAAAGAAGACGAGCGACGGCGACGGCGGCGCGGCCCCGGAGAAGCCGCCGACGCGCAGCUGGCGCCGGGUAUGUCUCGCCGUCGCGUGCGCCUGCGCGGCAGAAGUGCUGAGCUGCCGGCGGCGCGUCCCGGCGCCGGCGGGGUUCGACGCGGCGCGGGCGGCGACGCACGCGAGGGUCCUCGCGUCGCUCGGGCCGCGCACCGUCGGCGAGCGCGCGCUGGACGCGGGGCUCGCGUACGCGCUGCGGGAGGCGCGGCGCGUGCCGGACGCGGAAGUGGAGGAGUGGCGGAGCGGCCGCGGCGCGGUCGACCACGCGCAGUUCCUGGGCGGCUUCGUGGGCGUCUACGACGACGUCGCGUGCGUCGUCGCGCGCCUGAAGGGCCGGGCGGAGGGGAAGGGCGCCGUCCUGCUCAACGCGCACAUCGACUCGGCGGCGAACGCGCCCGGCGCCUCGGACGACCUCCUGGCCGUCGGCGUCUUGCUCGAAGCCCUGAACUAUUUCUCGAAGAAUAGGCCGCGGCGAGAUCUCAUCGUCCUCAUCAACGGCGCGGAGGAGACGCACCAGCUCGCGGCGCACGCCUUCGCGACGCAGCACCCCGCCGCGGAGGACGUGCGGUUCGUCGUGAACUUGGAAUCGAUGGGCUCCGGCGGACGGGAGUUCAUUUUUCGCUGUGAGCGAGAGGAUGUGAGCCUAGCCCUCCGCGGGACGACCGUCGCGCGCGGCUCCGUGCUAGCGGAGGAACUGUUCCGGGCGGUGCUCUGGCGCGCGGCGCGCACGGACUACGCCGAGUUCCUGCGGGCGCUGCCGCGCGCGGGCGUCGGGGGCGUCGACGUCGCCUUUCUGGAGGACGGCUACGCGUACCACACGUCCCAGGACCGCCGCGUUUCCCUGAAAUCGACGGCGAGCGAGGCCGCGACGCUCGUCGAUGUCGUGGAGCGGCUCGAAGGGGUCGAAGAUGACGCGGAAGUCACGCACGGCUUCGUGUUCUUCGACCUCCUCGGCGUGGUCGUCGUGGGCUACUCCGCGACCGUCGCGCGGUGCCUCCACGGCGCUGCGGCGCUCGCCGGCGCGGUGGAGGCCCGGCGCCGCGCCGGCUCGCCGGCGGAGGCCCUCCAGGCGUUCGGUCGGGCGGCGCGCGCCGUCUUCGCGGCGGGGCUCGCGGCGGCGGCGUUCGGCGCGGUCCUCUCCCUCCUCGCGCCGAUGCGAUGGUACGCGGGUGGCGUGCCCGCGGCGCUGGUGCUCUUUCUGCCGCCGGCGGCGUUUGUCGGCGCCGACGAGGACGCUCUCGCCCUCUGGAGCCUGGUGUGUGGACUCGGGGCGCUGUUUAACAUAGGCGCGGCCUACGCGGCCUGCGCGGCAGUGUUGGGGUUAUUGUGUCGGUCUCUGCGGCCGGUGGCGCUCGUCGUCUGGAUCCAAAUCGCGCACACGCUCCUCGGCGUCGCGGUGCCGCUCCUCGGCAGGGUCGGGAGCCGCGUUCCGUUGGACGCGGCCGUCGGCGCGCUCGUUGGAAUCCUUGCGGGCCUGAUCCGCACGCUGACGCCGCCGUGGCCGCGGCCGCCGAACAAACGAGUGAGCGUUAGCGUCUUGGCCGGCCUGCUGGUCGCCGCCUGCGCGGCGCCGGCGUUCACGGCGGCGCGGCCCAAGCGCCUCGCGCUGCAGCACGUCUCCCGCGACCUGGAGAUCUCUCGCGACAGCGGCCUCUGGGUGAUUCCCCUGGACGGGUCGCGGCUGCGAGGACUCGGGCGGGCGCUGGGUCGCGCGACGCCGGUCGCGUGCGACAAGACGAGGCCGCCGUGCUACCUCGAGUACCCCUGGUUUUUUCCGUUCGCCGAUAUUGUGCGGGGCGACGUGUGGCUCGAUGCGCCUUCGCCAGACUUGGCCGGCGACAAGCCGGCGUCGCUGGCGCUGGCGCGAAUUGGCGACGCCGUGGACGUGAGCGUCGAGGGCCCCUCGCACAUGCACGUCGUGCUACGGGGCGACGUCCGCAGCUGGUCGUUCGCGGGCGUGAGACGCGCGCCGGAGCCGCGGCGCCGCGCGGAAGGGGUCUACCUCGCGCAGCUCACGUGCGGCCGGGCGCGGUGCUCGUUCCGCAUCUCGGUCCGCGUCGACGGGCCGCUUGAGGUCUCCCUGGCCGCCCACCGCCCAGUGUUGACGACAGAGGCGCUCGAGAACCUGCGGCGCGACCUGCCUCCCUGGGCCGUCGGGGCGGAAUGGGGGAAAUUUGUAUCGGAGCUCGUCUUGAGGAGUGUGUAACAAUUUUGUCGUCGU
Pelagomonas calceolata is the source of this 2426-nucleotide messenger RNA. NCBI's taxonomy places the organism in Eukaryota, Pelagophyceae, Pelagomonadales, Pelagomonadaceae. The record is from the annotation of a GenBank genome assembly.